AAGAGCUAGUGAGACAGAGACAACUUCGUACUACUUUUUGUUUUGCUAUAAUAUAAGCUACUUACUACACCAACCACUGCGCAGAAACGGAGUCUAUCUAAUGGGAAAGGAGAUCUAUUAGGAUUCCUGUAUAUCUUCUAGUUGUGCUUUUUUUACACUUUUAUUAUUGUUUUCUUUUAUUAGGCUUCAAAAGAUAAUGAGUUAUGUCGUCAUAACCAGCACUUGAAUUAAUUUAUUCUACAUGCAUAACAGUCUUCAAUGUUUCUGAAUAUUUAAUAGGUUAUAGAUUCAUCCAUGUGUAUAGUGUACCCUUCUAAAUUAUUUGGCAAUUACCUCUCGCCUGAACGUGUAAAAAGAGGCUCUUAAUAUAGCAUUUAUAGGCUAUACUAUCCGCUGGAUAUUCGCAGUUGGAGGGAUUGGAUAAUUAUUAAUCAGUCGCGCUUUGGCGCUGCAUUUAUCUGAACAUGAAGCAUUUGAAAAUCGUACUUGUGUUGGCUAUUGCGGCCAAUGUGUGGGAAUGCGGAGACACGAAAUUCGGUGGAGAAAAAGGAGAAAUUAGUCCAAGAAGGAGGAGAUGUUACGAUGGAAGCCUACCGAAGCGCUUGAAGAAGAGAGACAGAAAACUGUCACUGGACAGCGGCAGCGGCAGCGAGGUUUGCCACAGGCUCUACCCUCGCGUGUCCUGUUGCCCCAACCGGAGAGCUGCUUUUCAAAUACUUCACCGGCGCGAUGCCAGGACCUUCUCCACCAACAACACGGAGUGCUCCCGGCUGCUGGAGGAGCUGAGGUGUGCCCGCUGCUCGCCCCACGCCCAGAUGCUGUUCCACGCCCCCCACGGAGCUGCCGCUGUGCCCACCCGAGAGCCAGACCUGCCCCUGCUGUGCCACGACUACUGCAGGGAGUUCUACUACACCUGCAGAGGACACGUUCCAGAGCUUUUCCAGGCAGAUGUGGAUGAGUUCUGCCAGUACUACAGCAGGAGAGAUGGAGGCCUGUGUUUCCCAGACUUCCAUCGAGGCCGAAGGACAGACUCCAACUAUCUUGGGGACGACAAGACUGAGGACAUCAGGAAGCACAAACACAACUGCUACUGCGUGCAGGAGGUGUUGAGCGAGUUGCGACAGCCGGUUGGAGUGGUGCAUUGUGGAGACGGCUCCCAUCGCCUCUUCGUUCUAGAGAAAGAGGGCUUUGUGCAGAUCCUCACUCACACCAUGGAGCUGCUCAAGGAGCCAUUCCUAGAUAUUCACAAGCUGGUCCAGAGCGGCAUGAAGGCUGGAGAUGAAAGAGGGCUGCUAAGCCUCGCAUUCCACCCCAAUUACAGGAAGAAUGGAAAGCUCUACGUGUCCUACACCACCAACCAGGAGCGCUGGGCCAUCGGGCCGCACGACCACAUACUCCGUGUGGUUGAGUACACCGUUUCCAGGAAAAAUCCAAAUCAGGUGGACACUAGGACCGUGAGGGUACUGAUGGAGGUGGCUGAGCUGCACAGGAAGCACCUGGGAGGCCAGCUCCUCUUCAACCCCGACGGCCUGCUGCACAUCUUCCUGGGAGACGGCAUGAUCACCUUGGAUGACAUGGAAGAAAUGGAUGGCCUCAGUGACUUCACAGGAGCAGUUCUGAGAGUGGACGUGGACACGGACUCCUGUGUGUCUCCUUACACCAUCCCUAAAAACAACCCCUACUUCAACAGCACCAACCAGCCCCCGGAGAUCUUUGCCCAUGGGCUUCAUGAUCCUGGCAGGUGUGCGGUGGACCAUCACGGCAGUCUCCUCAUCCUGUGCACAGAUUCUUCAGGCAGAAACACAAGCGCAGGGAGAAUACUGCAGAUCGUCAAAGGGAAGGACUACGAAAAUGAGCCAUCCAUCUUUGAUGUGAAAUCUACUGGCAUUUCCACCCCCGUUGGAGGCUUCAUCUACAGAGGCUGCCAAUCAAGGCGUCUCUAUGGCAGCUACGUCUUUGGGGACAGAAAUGGGAACCUGCAGAUCCUGCAGAGGAGUGGAGACGAUCGGCCCUGGCAGGAGAAGAGCCUCUGUCUGGGCAGCAGCACCACGUGCGGAGCCUCGCUGACCGGGCACAUCCUGGGCUUCGGCGAGGACGAGCUGGGUGAAGUCUACAUUCUGACCUCCAGCAAAAGCAUGGCACAGUCUAACAGCGGGAAACUUUACAAGCUCCUGGACCCCAAGAGACCCCCGGUACCUAAAGAAUGCCGUCGUCCAGUGGAGGCCCCAGAGAUGCUCAGUAGCCCCUGCUCCCGCCAGUGCAAGAAUGGACACUGCACCCCCACCGGAGCCUGCUGCUGUACCCCGGGCUGGGAGGGCCCCUUCUGCAGAGUGGCCAAGUGUGAGCCGGCGUGCCGCCACGGGGGCGUGUGCGUGGAGCCCAGCAAGUGCCUGUGUAAAAGCGGCUUCUCGGGCGCCCAGUGUGAAAAGGGCGAGCGUGGCUCGGAGCACGACGAGGACGACGACGGGGACAAGAACAAAGACGGCCUCCUGGACAGCAUCUUUGGCAUGGCCUCCUAUCUGCUGGACAGGCUGUCCACCGGAGAGAGAUCUCCCCCCAGUUGGUGAAGCGCCCUCACCAACCCUGACCAACACCGCAGAGCCGCACCCAGAUCACUCCACCUCAGAGAUAGCCAGCAUAGGUCUCUCCCUCUUCUGGCCCAGCUCCCACUCUUAGUCCACAUGCUGAACCAACGUCACCAGUAUCAGAGGCAGAUGCAUGCAUGAAGGCUGAUCCAACAGCACCCCUCAACUCUCCUCCAGCUUCUUGUGUCUUAACAACCACUGUGAGGUUUCCUUUCAUCGGUGAUGGUUCCCUUGACUUUGUGCAACAACCAUUCAGACCUUCUAGAGCUGAAGAGAUCUGAUUAGAAAUGUGUAGUUGGGAACCAGGCCUCAACCCCCUACACUACCCCUAAAGGCCAGCUUGUUUACGGAGUCAGCAGGAGACGUAUGAAAACUCCAGUGACUUGCAGACAGAUUGGAUACUGUGGGCAUGCAGUAGGAAAGCUCCCCACCCCCCUGCAGCAGUCCAUGACACUGAACUGCACCUUGGAGAAACUCACAUUCUUACCAGGAUUCCUAUGGCCACCUCACAGAGGGGCUUGCCUUGGUCUUUGCCUUCUUAAAGACUUCAUGUUAAAACAUUUAAAAAUGAAUGCACAUCUGUCAGUUUGACAUAAACUCAAAAAGCUCACGAUUUAGUGGUAUGCUAACUUGAAAAGAAUAAGCAUACAAGAUAAAUAAUAUCUGUGACAAUCUUCUCAGAGAUUUACAUGGCUCCAACCUGCAUUGUAAUUAUGUAAACUUGAGAUCCCAAAAAAAUGAUAAAGGUUGUCAGAGCUUUUUAAGCAUUGCCCUGCUGGAGAAUAAUGGUGCCAAAUCCAUUUCAUUUUCUCAGACCAUGUCACUGGUUCAGAGUAUCAAAAGGGCCAGUCGUCAAUCUGUUUGAGAUUUAGAAGCAUCAUUGGCUUUCCUCAUCACAACCUGUUCAAUAGUUAAAAGACUAGUCAGUAUAUUCUUGAUAUAUGUAUGUAGCCAUAGGCAACACAGCUAAAUGAAAAUAGGUCAGGAUGAAUAACAUUGUGACACGUAUUUUCAGACCUGUAGAAAUAUUGCAUCUUGAAAUACAUUAUUGUACAUCAAUAUGCUAGAGUUUACUUCUAGGUACGUAAAAGUCUAAAUGUCUUAAAGUAGCAGUACCUACAGUUGUUGAUGUCAAGAAGAUUCCAUGCUGCGGAAUUAACCUUGGUCAGUGUUCUGUUCUUGAGACAAGUGCCACUAUAUGAAAAACAUAUCUUUCUCUACUUAUUCACCAUAUCCAUGAAAGCUGCUUUUGUUUUUUGAUACAAUGAUCCAAGUUAGUUGAUAUGUGGCAUUUUGAAAAAAAGAAUAUUCUUAUCGAUUUAAUCAUGUUUAAAAGAUAGUCAAUUUUCCACAGAAAAUAGGGUCCAAUCAAUUCUACAGUCCAGAGCCUGCCUUAGAAAAGGCAGGCAAUGUUAUGAGUAUGACUAGACAACACAGACAUACAGAGACCAAAAAAAGAAGUGCAGGGCCAGGGUUAAAACCCUUCAGAACACAUACAAGCUAUAUUGAAGAAUACUACAGCAUAUUCAGCAUUCAGCUACAAAGGGACAGAACACGCUGGUGUAUAUUUCUUACAGAACUGUACUGAGAGACGUACUACUUUAGCCUCACAAAAUAAUAUAGCAUUACUGUUGUUUGAUAGAGGAGCAUUUAUUUUUGUAAGUGUGAUAAUAUAUGGGAGAGGAGGAUGUUUAUAGAGUGGUUUUACAUUAAGGUUUUUGCUUUCACACCUCGUUUUCUUUUUCCUAAUCAAAACAUGUGUUUUAACAGGAGCACAGUUAAUAUAUUAGUGUGUCUGCGAACACUGUAAUCGCCAAUCCAUUACCAGUAGUGUUUUUAUUUACAUGUGGGGGUUUUGUCAACUCUUUUUGCCAUCAUUCAAGCAUGGACUAAUUAGUUGUAUUACAGUUGAAAGUCACAGAACUGCAUAUCCUUUGCUUCAGUUUUGGAACACAAAUAAAAUGUAAAAACAUUCAAUUACGUAUACAGGUGUUAACAAAAGUUGAUGUCUAAGGUUUGGUUGUUUGGUUUGAAAACAUUGUGUUUCCAUCACCACCAUGUUAAAAACAUACCAGUGCAAACACCUCAGAAGCUAUCAGCACCCUCAAAAAUGGUGAGAGAGCGACUAAAUGAGGUUAAGAUAAAUAAUGGUUAUUGUUGAUCGUAUUGUAUUUGAUAAAUUCUCACAACUGUUGGAACCUAAUGUUAGGCUGGCCCAUGUGUUACUCAUGUGUCCUUUGUGGCUGUCUUGGUGCUCAGUGCUCAUGGAACUGAGACCAGAAUGCAGACCCUGCAUGCAGCAGUCUCUGCCCUGUAGCCCUGUCAAGAGAACAAGCCAAACCCUCUCCCAUGUUAAUGAUAUGUAAUCAUUUCUUUAUCAUUGGUAUGUGGUAACUGAUGCAUGCUGCCAGUCAUCAGGUUGUUUUUGUUGAUUGUCCACUCAUAGUCAUCAUGGGUGCAUCCCUCUCAGCACUGCUUGUCCUAUUGGAGGAGUUCCAUCAACAGCAGAUGCUGUUAUCAUUGUUGGUUGUUGCAUUGUUUUUGUUUUGUUUUUUGUCUAUUUUUUUUUUUUUUUUUUUUUUUUUUCUUAAAUGUAUUUUUGAAUUUGGCCUUGCUGUGGUCGUAGUUUAUGUUAAAGUAUCCAUGCUGUAAGUUUAUCCUUUAAUUUAAGCACUUAAUGUGAAACUUGCAUUGCAGCUGCUGAGAAGGUAACAUGUGAAUAGAGAAAACCUUUUUUUCCAUUUUCUUCCUUAUUUAAGUAGUUACGCCAUAAAGUUAUUUAAGUUCUCUAUGUUGUUUUUACCAUUAUCUGUGAAGAUUUUGAUCAUGUAAAUAAGUCUAGGGCUAUCUUGGUAUUCUUUUCAGAAAUAUCAAUAUGUCUAUUAAAGUUUAUAGCAUGUUUGAAA
This is a messenger RNA of Alosa sapidissima (American shad), 5491 nucleotides long. It is a transcript of the gene hhip, whose product is annotated as hedgehog interacting protein. NCBI's taxonomy places the organism in Eukaryota, Metazoa, Chordata, Actinopteri, Clupeiformes, Clupeidae. The transcript is spliced from 13 exons. Bases 465 to 2567 code for a protein of 700 amino acids. The record is from RefSeq and is a predicted model, not a curated record.